This is a messenger RNA of Crotalus tigris (Tiger rattlesnake), 4324 nucleotides long. It is a transcript of the gene TRABD, whose product is annotated as TraB domain containing. The record is from RefSeq and is a predicted model, not a curated record. The transcript has 10 exons. Bases 207 to 1331 code for a protein of 374 amino acids. Lineage: Eukaryota; Metazoa; Chordata; Lepidosauria; Squamata; Viperidae.
CUAAUACAACGUGUUGUCAGGCUAAUCUGCCGCGAGUCCCAGGAGGACUCGUUUUCCCUUUGGGGACUUUUUCUUUUCUAAGUUUGGUCCCGGAACCGCUUUGAGUUUCAGCUGGUGGUUCGUACGCACAAGGUUUCUCCCUUGUCGGGGAGCGGCAUAGCUUGGAAAAUCUUACUUGAUUGGUAAGAAUAAGGGACAUUCCAGCGAUGGAGGGGGAUCAACAGCAAGAGACUGUUGCAGAACCAGAACCCUUACCUAACGCAGAAGGCGAUGGUCCAGAAGAUGCUUCAGACAUUGCAUCAAAUAUUUCUGAUGCAGAUGCAUUAAAAAUACUUCUGGAGAUGAAGAUGAAGAAGAGACAGAAGAUGCCCAGCCUUCCCAGCACUGUGACGGAAUUUGCAACUGAAGAGGGCUCCAAAGUUUAUGUCGUUGGCACUGCCCACUUCAGUGAUAGCAGCAAAAAAGAUGUGGUAAAGACAAUACAGGAGGUUCAACCUGAUGUGGUCGUGGUCGAGCUGUGCCAAUAUAGAGUUUCUAUGUUAAAAAUGGAUGAAAGAACUUUGCUAAAGGAAGCCAAAGAAAUCAAUCUGGAGAAGCUUCAGCAAGCUAUAAAGCAGAAUGGGCUCAUGUCUGGAUUGAUGCAAAUGCUGCUGCUGAAAGUCUCUGCACAUAUCACGGAACAAUUAGGAAUGGCUCCCGGAGGUGAAUUCAGGGAAGCUUUCAAAGAGGCGAGCAAAGUGCCUUUCUGCAAGUUUCACCUUGGAGAUAGACCCAUUCCAGUCACAUUCAAGAGAGCCAUUGCUGCACUUUCUCUCUGGCAAAAAAUAAAGCUUGCUUGGGGCCUCUGUUUCCUGUCUGACCCGAUCAGUAAAGAUGAUGUGGAGAAAUGCAAACAAAAGGAUUUACUAGAGCAAAUGAUGGCAGAAAUGAUUGGAGAAUUUCCAGAUCUUCACCGAACAAUUGUUUCAGAAAGAGAUAUUUAUUUGACCUACAUGCUGAAGCAAGCUGCAAAAAGAACAGAACUACCUCGUGCUUCUGAAGCUGAACCUAGAAGAUGCGUCCCUUCUGUUGUAGUUGGGGUGGUCGGCAUGGGUCAUGUACCGGGGAUUGAAAAAAACUGGAACACCGAUUUGAAUAUCCAGGAAAUAAUGAGUGUGCCUCCUCCAUCCACGUCCAGUAAAAUCCUAAAGUUUGUUACAAAGGCUACAGUAUUUGGACUGGUGGGCUAUGGCUGCUAUCGGAUGGGACACAGGACAGUUCGGUUUAUUCUUUCUGUGCCCAUUGCACAGAAGUAUCUUCAGAAACUGAUAAACAUAAAAUCUCAGCAUUGAUUUGGGAGACUCUGCAUCUGGUUGGGACAAAAUGGAAUGCACAUAAAACUGGAAAACGAGGCAAGAGAGUUUUUGUCCCAAAGUCUGUUCUGAUGCUGAGUUACUGCACAAUCACUGGAUUGGCAUUAAGUGCUACACCAGCUGUGAUCUAUAUAAUUAAAUAUUUUCCUAUCAAUCUAAUAAAUUGUGUGGCAUAAACAUAUAUGCCAAUAUAAGGUACUUAGAAUAUGUACACAUAUAUUAUAUUAAUAUGUGUAUGUAGCAUAUUUAUAAUGAUGAAAUAAGACAACAGUUUGCCCAAUACGAUCCACUGGUAACUACCAACAAGCACCCUAAAAAUGAAUGAAUCUUUUGCAAGAAUCUGUACAGUUCUUCUCAUCACUGUAGCUUGCACAGGAAAAAUGCUGUGACCUUUGAUUUGUCUGUCAAAGGAACAGAAAAACAAUUAUGCGAAUUGUGUUCUAAUUAGAAAGCACAGUGGCCCAUAUGGUGUGUGUGUUUUCAUUAUCAGUAAUAUUGAGUUAUAUUUCCUAGAGUCAAGCAAUUCAAUCUUUAGAAGGAUCCCUUCUUACUGGAAAUCUUUUAUACAUAGUGGGUUUUUUAAAAGAAAAAAAAAACCUGAACAAAACUUUUGGAAUAUCACAAAUAUGCUGGCUAUUAUUGAUAAAAUCAUUAUCUUUUGAAAGCCUUAUUCACUUUAAAAGUUGCCUUUAGCAUUACUAAGCAGACGUGAUCCAGCCAAAAUUAAGCACUUUAAAAUUCAAAUUGUAUAAGGCAGGAGUGCAGAACUUUGACUGGAACAUGCUUUUGCUUUUAGGCCUCUACAACAAUUUUUUUUUUCCUUAAAUGAAAAGUUUAGCUGCAGUCUGCUUCCCCCCCCCCCUUUAUUACAGUUUCUGUUAGAAAACCUAUGUUUAUAAGACUCUCAGUUCCUGUUGGCGUGAAUGUCAGUGUUUAAAACUUACUGAGAAAAUUAUACAUUUAUACUGUAGACUUUUUCAUUCCUUUCAUUCCUCCUUUUUGGAAAAAAAAAUCUGGAACAGCUGUGUAUGUAGAAUUUAUCUUUCAUUUCUUGAAUACCAUGUGAGCUAUUAUCACAAUUCCAUGUGAAUGUAAUAAAAUACUGAUUAAAAGACUAAAUGGAAUGUUAUUUUAACAGAUACUAGUGUUUUUAAAUUGUCUGGAUUUUGCUAACAUUACAUUAUGGGUACUUUUCAACUAAUUGAACUUUUUAACAUCACAUUUUUUAAAAAACUGUCAUGUAUAUUUAUAUGCCAUUAGAAUUAGGACUGUGUAUUUUUUUCCUCCCUACAGAUCAUAAUAAGGUAAUAAUCAGCCCACUGGAAACAUUGUUAGGAUUACAACUUUGUUGAAUUGGCAAAAAAAAAAAAAGAACCUUGUUCCUUCUCUCCUCAUUUUUUGGGAGGAUGGAUAAAAGUGCACAAUUAGUGAUUGAAAUUAACAAGUGGAUCUCAUUUAGUGAUUGCCUUGUUUAGUGAUAGUAAUUACAAUGGUGAUGCAAAAGUACUUACUCUUGCAUUUAUGAUUGUAAAGAGCUAAAGUAAGAUCAUAAGCACAGUUGUAAUUUCACUUAGCAACUGCUUUCCUUAACAAACAAGUUGCUGGUCCCAAUUGUGGUGGCUAAACAAGGAAGGACUACCUGUAACAUCUAUGCUUUUGAUUGUCUUUUUAGCACAGCAAACACGGGAAUCAAAACCUUCAACUGAGGGCUAUUAGAAACCUGCUUUUGAAAGGUUCUGGGGUCCACCUCUAUUUCCUUAGCAUAAUCUGGAACAGAGAAGUGUGCUUAGGUCCCACUAAAAAAACUAAGGCUUAAGCACUAUUGACUAUAAGGGGCAUGUCUAUGCUUAAUGCUUGCCUUUGGGGUAAUGGCCUUCGUUUUCUUGCAGCUGAUCUUGAAGUAGAGAAAUGUCAUCAUAGGGCAGGAUGGACUUCAAGACAGUUUGAAAUCAAUAGGAGUGGUAACAGUCUAACGGGCUGUGUUCCCCAGCAGCAGGGGGAACAAAUAUUGCUGAUUGAAGUUUAUUUUUUAAUGGCACUAUGCAUUGCUAUUAUAUCUGCAAAAACAACAACCUGAUCUUGCUAGUUAAUUGCAUUAGAAACAAUUUGUUCUAAGAUUGUGCCAAUCAGUUGUAAUCAGUUUUCUGAACUAUUAGAUUUCUACUCCUAACAUUCCCAGCCAAUCAGAUUGAAGAAUAUGGAUCCAUAAUAUGGUACCUCAAUUCAAAAAUCAAAGUUGUACGCUGGCGGAGGGGGGAAGAGAGGGAGAAACAGCUGUAACUCUAUAUAUUCCCCUCAAGAUAAACUUGUCAGAAUAAGCAUAGAGUCUGAUACAUGAAAUGAUGGAUUUGUUUUUAAAGGUACAAAAUCAACAUGCGUGCAAAGAUUGUAUCACUAUUCAUACUACUUUUUGAUCACGGCUAGAAAGAAAUUCCACUUAAAAGGUAUCAUGUACAAGCAGUGUUUAAUAAACCAGAGUAUAGUAAUUGUUAAUUCUUACAGUUUCCUUUAAUUUUUAACACUUAAGUUGAAUCAAAUGUUUACAAGAAAAUUAUGUGAAAAUUAUUCUACUUGGGGAGGAAUUAGAAAACUGAAUGGAGGAACUAUAGAGUAUUACAUUUACAUCUUAGUUCACUGAACAGUUUAUGGUAUUUUCAAUUUUCAAGCACAGUUCUCUAUUUACUGGGAAAUAACUCCCACUGAAUUUAGUGAGAAUUAGUUCACAAUAAACAUGGAUAGGACUUUUAAUCUAUGUUUUCUUUAUCUGAUAAAUUAAAUAUGUUCCUCUGAAGUAUUUGUAAUUGGAUAAUUAUUACAUAAGAUUUUUAAAAGAUACAUGGCAAACACAAGCCUUAACUUGAAUGGAUUAAUGCUUAAUGAUGGAUUUGAGGCACACUGUGCUGUAUGUAUUUCCACUUGCCAAAAAUAAAUAAAAAGUACCUGUAUGCAGGUAUCUUAUCUUUACCAAUAAA